ACCGGACGGGAGCCGAGAGCGGCCCAUAUUGAUGGCAAAAGGCGGACCCGGAAACCCAGUGACACAGUGAGAGGAGAGGAGAGGAGAGGCCACACACACACACACACACGGGGGGAGGGGGGGCGCUGAGGGCCGCUAUGGAGCGGGAGUCGGCUUUGGUUUUCCUGAAUUCCAGUAUUUUCGUGGUUUCUAUGAUCCUCAAAUUCCCUCAGAUUUUCACCGUCAUCGCCGCCAAAAACGCCCGCGGCGUCAGCGUCCGCAGCCUCUUACUGGAGCUGAUCGGGUUUCUUGUGUUCCUGACUUACCAGACAUACUACGAAUAUCCACCUGUAACAUACUUGGAGUACCCGAUCCUAAUUGCACAAGAUGCUAUUCUCUUAAUGUUCGUUCUUUUCUUCAAUGGGAACAUUGGAACAGCUUUACCGUAUGCAAUACUCUUAAUCAUUGGUUGGCGUCUGCUAACAGUCCACAAGGUUAUUAUAGACGUGGCAAUGAAUAUGUCCACUUUCAUCAGUGCAUCAAGUAAAUACGCUCAACUUAAAUCUCUGCGGGAGACCCGAGACUCUGGUCAAGUGAGUGCCCUGACCUGGGGUUUUGCUGUCUACACUUCAGCAGCAAGAAUUUGCACUACAAUGAUGACCACUGAGGACCCUGCAGUGGUCACGCGGUUUGUAGUUAUAUGUGCGCUGAACUUGUGGGUUUUGAUCUACAUCCUGUACUACCGGAAGGGCAAAGAGGAGAAAAAGGAUCAAAAGGAGCAACAAAGUAAGAAGCAACACCCGAAGGCUGAAUAAAACAACAGCUUCAUUGGAUUCUGCAUUGAAGACAAUCACUCAGCAACGUUAUAGUCUGUGUUUUAUUGCUAAUGUGGUACAUAGACUUGCAUUACAAAUAGUCUGAGAACUUUUAGAUUCUCCUCUUAAGAUACAAUUGAGAUACUUAUCAGCCUGUGUGUGUGGGUACAUUGAGUUCCUUUCUAAAUACAGUAUAUAAAUGAUGUGACAUAGGCAGAGCCUUCUAUUAUUAUCACUGUAUGAUUAAGUAGAGUCCUUGCUGGAAUAGAUGGUUGGUGUUAAGGUACACAAUUGUAUUUGUUUUGUUCAGAUCAAAGUUCCUAUGUCCACAGUGGAUUCUAUUCAUUCAUUCCCUCUAACUAAUAGUAAGUGGGUGAGAGGAAACCACUCUUACCUCUAGGUCAAACCUUUCUUGUUUUUAUUUGGUGAGGGGCUGGCGACCUUAGGAAUGCACCAUAAAAACAGGAAGCGUUUAUUUGCAAAUCAGAAAAUCAGCACUUCCUGACAGCCAAGUGCAACACUGCUAUUGAGAGCAGGAGACUCUAGUCCCGAUCUCUGCUGGAGUCUUAAAUCUCAUUGUACUGCAGUAAACUGAUUCUCUUAAGUAAUUAUGAAUUUUGGCAGCUUACAAAAUCCAGCUAAGUAACUUUUCUGUGAACUUGAUUUGCCAGUGUUCACUAUAUCAUAUCCAUUAUGGUUGGAGUAGUAACUCAAGAGCGUUUGUAUGCACAUUCUGAUAAGAAAACGAUCGCUUCUUGGCAAAUUCUAUUAACAACUUUAACUGCCCAGUCUUUAACAAGUUGCAAUAUUAACAACUUUUGGACCAAAGUGAAAAUAGUAAUGACAUUUGUUAAUAGUUGUUUGUCAGAAAAAAUAUCUAUAGGAGUGAAAAUGCAGUGAAGCAUAAUUGUUUGCUACAUCAAGACAGCAAACCCUCACACAAAUCCACUGAGCAGAUCUAAGAAAAUGUGAUGACCAAAUCAGAUCCUCUCAUCACCUCACCUUGCAUCUACUCUUAGAUAUUGUAUAACAUUAUUACAAGAAACACACAAAGGUCAAUUUUUAUUUCAUUUGACAUUUCAACUGGGAAGUGGAACCAAUCCUCUCCCAUGCCUUAAACAUGCUGCCACAAUGCUUGCCCUGAAAUUGCACUGCUUACAUUUUCCCAGCUCUGCCUCUAGGGUUUGCAAUGGUAGAGAAGGUGCCAGGUCAAAGGUAUACAGUCAAGUGUUUAAUACAGGGAUCACUAACCGAUUGAUUGCCAGUAGGUAGUGCUCCCGCAUAUGAUCAAAAAGGCAAGAGAAAGGAGCAAUAGAACUGUAGUUAUUGACUCCAAUUGAAAACAAAGCCAGAUACAAAGUAUUUCAUGCAACGUGAAAUAAAAAUGUUAAUGUUUAAACUGGUAAAUAUUGUUCCUUCCCCUUGUUUUUAUUGAGCAUGUGACCGGUUGGAGACCUCUGGUUUAGGACAAGCCAGACUCUUCUAAAAAAGGAAAUAUUUAGAAUUUAUAAUAUAGUGGCUUUGUGGCUAUUGCUUCACUUUUUAAAUGACCUGGUUUUAACCUAAGAGAUAUUUAAUGGUAAAUUUAUUUUUGUGGAUUUUUAAAGGUUAGAAGCAGCUUCAUUUUUUUCCAAAUAGACAUUACCUCCGAAACAGAAUUUUGUAGUUUUACAUUUCUAAUGUGAUUGUGUUUCUAGUUUUAGAAUUUUUUUCCCCCUAUUAAAAUCUGUUAUUUUAGAACCAGGAAGCUCACAGGGAAUUCCUGAUACUUGCCAUCCACCUAGAGAGGGCUCAAACCCACACUAACAGUCUGAGGAAUUGUAGUGUGGAGAAAUUAUUGGGUACUAAUCCCAGAGUCAUUUGGAUAAAUAAACUAUUUUGAAAUCAAAUUACCAGCCAGGCUUAUGUGAACACAUUCAAGAAGGAAUUGGACAGUUUGCUAAGAAAGUAUUUUUGUAAAAAAAAUAGGACUGGUACUGACUAGAUUACAAUGUUAUUUUACUGUCCUUUGUAAUCAAGUAUGUAUUUGAAUGUUAUGCUUGAUUGAAUUAAGACAGUUACAUAGCGUAACGAAAUAAAUAUAGACCCAGGGCAGUCUGGAGAGUUCUGGCAGUUUGGAUAGCGAGUCUGUUUAAGUAGUGUUCAGCACAGUAUACAUUGUAUAUGGAUGGGUGGUGUUGCAUAUGUUACUUUAUGCUGUAAUUGGUGAAAGAUAACGGUCUCUAAUACCGUGAUUUUGGGACCCAGUGUCCAGAUGAAAAAAAUCCUAGAGGGUGUCAGGCACCUGUGCAACUGCAACUAGACCUAGGAUAAGUUAACAAUUUCAUGAGAAAUCUAAAAUGUCACGAAAGGAGAAAUCAAGUCAUUUUUAUGCAGUUACAGGUUAUAUGUUGCAUCUCUGCGUGAAAAAUGGCUGUAAUUUUAACAGUGACAACAUAUUAUGAAAACGCAGGGUUUGCUUAUCACAGAUGGUGAUAAAGAUUGAUUUUGUAUUCUUCUCCCUUGUCUUUAUAAGCAAUUUUCUAUGUAAAGAAAGGAAAUGUAAUAACAAAUAAAUAGUUUAAACAUUUG
Callorhinchus milii (elephant shark) is the source of this 3365-nucleotide messenger RNA. It is a transcript of the gene slc66a3, whose product is annotated as solute carrier family 66 member 3. The record is from RefSeq and is a predicted model, not a curated record. Lineage: Eukaryota; Metazoa; Chordata; Chondrichthyes; Chimaeriformes; Callorhinchidae. The transcript is spliced from 7 exons. The coding region runs from base 138 to 794 and encodes 218 amino acids.